AUGUCCACCACUGCUGCACCCUCAAGCAAGCCAACCGCAGGCGCCGCCCAAGACCGAGAAAACCAGAGCAUAGAGAAUUUUGCCGCCUCCCUCUCCACCGCUGCCAUAAUUUUUGGCGUGCAAAUCACCGUCUUCUUGAUUCUCAGCGGAAACUGGAAAUUGCACAAGACAAAGAAGAGCGCGGAAAAAGACAUUCUCCAAAAUGAAAAAUCGGCAGAGCGACAGGGUCUGUUCCACAAGAUAUACUACUACAAGACCGCCUUUGUGCCCCAGGCAAAGCGCAUAGCAGCGCCCGUCACCGCAAUCGAGUCGUUCAAGAAUGUCUUCACCAUCGGCGACCGCGAACUGAUUCGAAUCGCCGGUGUGGAUGGCUACCUCUUCAUCCAAUACCUACAACUCCUCCUGCGCAUCUUCAUUCCCAUGGCCAUCCUGAUCCUGCCUAUUCUGCUACCAAUCAACCACAUUGGUGAUGUCGCAGGUGUCGCAGGUCUGGACAUGUUUGCCUGGCCUAAUGUGGGUGUGCCAGAAAAGGUACAUCGUCUAUGGGCCCAUCUUGUCCUCGCAGUCUUGGUCGUGUGCUGGGUUUGCUUCAACUUCUACCUGUCGCUACGCCAAUUUGUGCGCAUGAGGCAGACCGUGCUCACCAUGCCCGAACAUCGCAUGCGCGCCUCGGCGACGACCAUUCUCGUGCAGAGCAUCCCCAAGAAAUGGCUCACGGUGCCUGCGCUGGAUGCUCUCUACGAUGUUUUUCCGGGUGGUAUCAGGGAUAUCUGGAUCAAUCGCAAUUUUGACGACUUGGCCGAGAAGGUCGCGCAGAGGACAAAGAUUGCCCGAGCGCUCGAGGUGGCGGAGACGAACCUGAUCAUCAACUGCACCAAGGAACACAAGAAGCGGGAGGAGAAGGCGGCGAAGCAGGCUGGCAAGAAGAAAAUGUCCAAGAAGGAGAGAAAGGAGGAGGAAGCAAGACAGGAUCAUGUUGCCAAUCAGCAGACCUAUGAUUCUGGUACUGACGCCGGUAACCCUCACGAAAUUGAGGCGCAGCUGCAGCAGGUGCUUGAGGAGAGCUCGGCCUCUACCUCGUCGUCGUCUUCUCGCUCCUCUUCACCGAGCAGGAAGAAGCAACACUUCCCUGUACCAUUCCUUGGGGAAGGCAUCCACGCCGUCGGAGAAGGAUUUCGUGACGUGGGUCAGGGUGUCGAUCGCCUCAACAAAAAGAUGCUGGGCGGUGUUCGUGGUGUAUUUGCAGGAAAGCAGCAAAAGGGCCAUACUCAUGCUCAAGACGGAAACGCCCCAGCACAGUUGGACGGUAUCGAUGAUCACGUAGACUCUCCGAUUUCGGUGGAUUACCCCCAUCGAGGCGCCAGCAGCGAUACUCAGGCUCCUCUGGCCAAGGAGAAGUACGGCUCCGAAGGCACGGACUCUGCACCAAAUUCGCCAAAAGCCAUGGUAGCACCUGCGACCAAGGAAGAGGCCGAAGAGGCCCAUCCAAAGAAAUCCAAAUUCAAGUACUGGCAGAAGCUCAAGGACGUCUACAGUGGAGCAGCCGAUUUUGCAAGUCCAAAUCCAUUCCGUCAGGAGGGCGAGGUCCUACCCAUGGAACUCAAGGACAGUGAGAAGCAGAAUAUCAAGUACAAUCUUGCUGGCCUUUAUGAUGAUGCUUUCGCCGAGGACGACGAGACUGCAUUGUGGAGACAAUACCUCAAGCCGAAGGAUCGAGAGACUAUGCGUAUUCCACUCUUCGACAAGUCUUGGUGGCCUUCUCUUCCCUUCAUUGGUAAGAAGGUGGACACCAUUUACUAUUGCCGCAAGGAACUGGCUCGUUUGAAUGUCGAAAUCGCCGACGACCAAGCCCAUCCCGAGCGGUUCCCACUGAUGAACUCUGCCUUUAUCCAAUUCAACCAUCAAGUCGCAGCCCACAUGGCCUGUCAAUCGGUCAGUCAUCACAUUCCACGACAAAUGGCGCCUCGUACCGUCGAGGUCAAUCCUGCCUACGUGCUCUGGGAUAAUUUGUCCAUGAAGUGGUGGGAACGCUACCUUCGCAUGUUCGCUGUCAUCGUCAUCAUCGUUGCUCUUGUCAUCUUCUGGGGUAUUCCAGUCUCGUUUACCGGUGCCUUGUCGCAAGUCCAAACCUUGACGGAGCAGCUUCCCUGGCUGGCCUGGAUUAACAAGCUUCCCGAGUGGCUCAUCAGUUUCAUCCAGGGUGUGUUGCCUCCUCUAUUCCUUGCGAUUCUCUUCGCCGUCUUGCCUAUUACGCUCCGCUUCUUGGCUGGCAUGACGGGUACAACGACAUCUGGUGAGCGCGAACUGCUCGUCCAGAACUUUUAUUUUGCAUUCGUUUUUGUGCAGUUGUUCCUUGUCGUCUCCAUCUCUACGGGUAUAACGACUGCGAUUGAGGACCUCGUCAACGACCCAAUUAGUGUUCCGGCAACGUUGGCUAAGAACUUGCCCAAAGCUGCCAAUUACUUCUUCUCUUACAUGAUUCUUCAGUCACUUAGUAUCAGUUCUGGUACAUUGCUUCAGAUUGGUGCGGUUGCCGUCAUCGUCUUCUUAAGGUUCAUGGACACAACGGCGAGAGAGAAGGUGUCGAGAGUGCUGAGUCGCCCUGGGAUCAACUGGGGUACUAUGAUACCUGUGUACACCAAUUUUGGUGCUAUUGGUAUCAUUUACUCUGUCGUAUCGCCUCUCAUCCUUAUAAUGAUGUUGAUCACCUUCUGCCUCUUCUGGUUCACCUACCGCUACCAGAUGAUCUACGUCAGUUAUGCCAAGGCCGAAACCAACGGUCUCAUUUUCCCCAAAGCCGUCAACCAACUCUUUACCGGCCUCUACUUUCUCGAGCUCUGCCUCAUUGGUCUGUUCUUUCUGCAGCGCGAUACCCGGAACGAAGCUGCCUGCUUCCCACAGGCCAUCAUUAUGAUCAUCAUCCUUGGCUUCACAGUGCUCUACCAAUUCGUCCUCAAUCGCGCCUUUGGGCCACUCUUCACCUACCUCCCCAUCACUUUUGAAGAUGAGGCUGUUCUUCGCGAUGCAGAGUUUCAACGCGCACAGGCGAGCCGCUGGGAGAAGGGUGAGAACGAAGACGACGAGCAUGCACCUCUUACGAGCAGCGAAGAAAACGCCAAACGCACAGCUGAAGAACGCGAACUCGCACACCUCAGCGAAAUGAACCGCCUCGAAGCACGUGACCAGCGCGAAGCACCCUACGGCCCAGAUUCCUACGAACUAAACACCAUGGACAGCAACCAAGCGAUUUUGAACUCGUCCUCGCAGUCUCGCCCAAAGUCAAACUGGGCCGAAAAAUCGCAAACCAGCCUCCAAAAACCGCGCUCCCGCAGCCGCUCCCACCACAACACCCGCAAAACCUCUGCCCACGCCCCCAAAGACCCCCUCGCCCUCCUCACCACAACCCUCCGCAAAGGCCUCGACACAGCCGCUCGCCCUCUCCACGACACCGAAGCCGCCGUCCUCCCAGCCUCGAACCUCUUCGACGGCAUCGACGACGAACUGGCAGACAUUGAACCCUCGGCCCGGCAAAAGCUCAUUAAGAGGAGUUUUCAGCACCCGGCCACGCGCGCCAUUCAGCCGGCCGUGUGGAUCCCGCACGAUGAGCUUGGUGUCGCUAAGGACGAAAUUGAGCGCACGGGCCGGUAUACGAAGAAGGUGUGGAUUACAAGUGUGGGCGCGAGGUUGGGGGCCGAUGGCAAGGUUGUGUUUCGUGGGUUGCCGCCUGAUCGCGAUCCGUUUGAGAAUAUUGAGGUUUAG
Plenodomus lingam JN3 is the source of this 3759-nucleotide messenger RNA. RefSeq lists its product as uncharacterized. The record is from RefSeq and is a predicted model, not a curated record. Gene Ontology annotation, cellular component: plasma membrane. Gene Ontology annotation, molecular function: calcium-activated cation channel activity. NCBI's taxonomy places the organism in Eukaryota, Fungi, Ascomycota, Dothideomycetes, Pleosporales, Leptosphaeriaceae.